AUGCUCGACAGUUUCAGCGAGGAAGUUGGCAUGAUUCCUAACAGGGCUCGCAUGGUGCCUAUCCAGAAGCUGCGGGAGUUGGCCAUUCCAGCAAACGGUCCUAGAACACCUGUUGCAAUUGCUGUCAAGCAAUUCUUGUUGCUAGCUACUGGUUCGAUGCUCGUGCCAACAUUUUCUUGGAGAUGCAAGCUGGACUUUGCCCCUUACCUAGGUGGGAGUGUUGAGGACGUGAGGGUGUACGAUUGGUGUACAUUUAUUGUCCGUGAACUGAAAGUAGAGUUGACUGUUGCCAAGAAAAAAGAACAUAGUGCAAGGGCGUUGGGCUCGCCGUGUGUGUGGGUUCUCGGAGAUUGCUACUUCUUGAUACUCCAUCUGCUGGACUCUGUAAAACUAGGCGGGUUGCACACAAAGACCAUACCUAGCUGCCGGUUUUGGUGGAAGCAAAGUGUCGAGAGGGCAAGCACAUCUAUCCCCUUACUCAGGGGAAGAUAUGACCUAGCUGCCGCUCUGCUGAAUAGGGAAGAAAUGGCCUCUCGCAGGCAGCUCCAGCCGGUGGCUAUUGGGGGUACUAAUGCAGCAGCUGCCAGCAGUUCAGCUCCUCCUCCAGAUCGUGCACCGAUGCCCACCGCGGAAUGGUGGGAGACUGAAGAUUUGACUAGCCUUUCGCUAGGGCAGCUUAAGGGAUUGAAGGAAAUGACUGAGAGCAUGAUUGAAAAGUGGGUGGCACGAAGGGACAAGGUCCAAACGAUUGUCCGGAAUUUGGAACAGCAAGAGUGA
Messenger RNA from Linum trigynum, 777 nucleotides. The record is from the annotation of a GenBank genome assembly. Lineage: Eukaryota; Viridiplantae; Streptophyta; Magnoliopsida; Malpighiales; Linaceae.